This is a messenger RNA of Gongylonema pulchrum, 1065 nucleotides long. Lineage: Eukaryota; Metazoa; Nematoda; Chromadorea; Rhabditida; Gongylonematidae. The record is from the annotation of a GenBank genome assembly.
AUGAAGGCAGUGACAGCGCUGCUUUCCACUUGGCGCAUUUCGUCCUGGACAUCUUUUUAUGAGUGGCAGGGAGCAGCGUCAUCAAAUACGGGAACCUGUGGAUCGACAUAUGCGGAACAUGCGAAAAAGAACAUGAUUGGUCGUGGUGCCAGUCAGCAAGCUCAGACACAAGCACGAACAUACGAGCAGCAGCAAUGGGGCCAGAUAAAAGUGGACCAGCAAACUCCGUGGGAUACGGGUACAUUGGCCGGAUUCAACGCUGUCCAUGUAGCGGCAAAUGAUCCGAAGACAGUAGCUGCUGCCGACUGGGGACCGGCCGGCGCUACCGCAGCAGCAGCGCCUGCACGUUGGGGCCCACCGGCGGCAGUGCAGUGGCCAAUGCAUCCCGUAGCAGCAGCUGCUGCGCCAAGCACGGCCAAUCCGGAGUGGGCAGUUGCAGCAGCAGCUGCUGCCGCCGCUGCAGCUGCUCAUCAUCGUCACGAUGCAGCUGCAGCAAUGAUACCGUGGAAUGGUGGAGCAGCAGCGCCACAUGCACCGUUGCUUUCGCAACCAGCUGGAGCAUGGGGCCAAGUUCCUGGAGUAGUGCAACAUCCUGUGCCGGCUGCCUUGCCAAAUCCCAAUGAGCAGUACGAUCCGAAUCCACAGACACCAGGCCCAUGGAUAGCGCCGCAGCCGCAAGAAAUGAAUAACGACAUGAUGUGGCACGAUCCAAAUCCGAAGCAGAAGAAGGUGCAGCGUGAUACGGGCACGGCGAUCUGGGGCGACCCACAGCAGCAGCCAGUGGAGAUUAAGCGGUGGAAGGACGCGGAAGUGGUUGAUUAUUCACAUGUACAAAGCGCGAUACCCUGUGGUGGCGACUGGAGCAGUAUCCCAGUUUCAGUCAAUGGUACCAUCGCCACAGGCACCGCCUCGAACAGUAGUACUGGAACUUUAACCAAUUCAUGUUGCCCAAACACUGGAGCCAAUGUUUCCACACCAACAACAGCUGGCGGAUGUGCAGGUAGCAAUGGACCUUGGCCAGAAGGUGCGCUUUUGCUUCAGUCUUUACUCUCUCUAAAAUGCUAA